Messenger RNA from Amoebophrya sp. A120, 7239 nucleotides. Lineage: Eukaryota; Dinophyceae; Syndiniales; Amoebophryaceae. The record is from the annotation of a GenBank genome assembly.
AUAUAACAUCAGCAAUCAACUGCGCAAAGGCGCCGUGCCAGAAUUGGAAAAGGAUUUUUUAAGGAGAGGAAGAACAAUCAAUCAAAAUGAGUCACCUCGCGUCCACCGCCGCCAGCAGUUCCUGGCGGGACUAUUGUGCGGUCGAGGAGAAAUAUGAGAGUGCACAACUCCCCCUCCCCCUCAUUUGCAUUGCACGAACAACAAUACAAACACCAGCACGCGUGGGGCCAGUGCAUGAUAAUUAUUCAUGAGGCAAAAAAGUUGGUGUGGGCAAAUUUCGAGAGUGUGAGGCAAAUUUCGAGAGUGUGAGGCAAAAAAGUUGGUGUAGUUGGCGAGUUGGUAUAGUGGCCGGGAGAUGAUGGCGAUGGCAUUUCGGUGUCCGCCUGACCCACCUUCCCUGCGUGACAGCCAUCUGCGGCCGUUUGCACAGGGGGAGGCAAAGUGUGUCGCACUUCUGUUUAGCAUGACAAUUAUUCAUGCGCCGAGUGUAGUACUAUUCUGGCUUCCGGAGUCUGUGAUGCAUAAUAGUGACGCAGGGGAGCAAUUGGACUUGUGGAUUUUGCAUGAGAAAUGGGAACGAGGGGGAGUUGUGCACUGUCAUAAGAAACUCGCUCUCUCGGAAACCAAAGUACGGGAAUUAGAAAUCGAGUUGCGGGAAAGCAAGAUGCAGCACGAGCAGGAGCAGGCGAGUUUGUAUCCCAAGUAUACAACGUACCGCCACGAUAGUCAAGAAGGAUAAGGACACUACCCUGCAAGACAAAGCACAAGCUUUGGGAAAUAAUUUGCAUGGUAUGACUUCACAGCGUAGAAGAUUUGUAAAUGCCUUUGCAUUUUUUACAGAAACCUUCCGGCUCGGUCGUUGCGGGUACGUUUUUAGACAGAAUAGUUCGCAACGCGAGGUGAGGACACUGAGGCACACACUGGGUAUACUGUAUGUAAUUUUCAUUCAUGUCAGACAGUUCUAAGUUUUUCUUGUCGUAGAUGUCGGAUAAGAUAGGAUUUUGGAUGCACUGUCGGGCGGUUCUUAAGUUUUGGGUCGCGUGUAAGUACUAGCUCUACCGCGACAGCGGUUCUGCAGCUUCGAAGGAUGAUGUAAGUAGACUACUCCUUAUGAAGAAGUAGAAGUCCUCUCCCUACUUCAUCCGCCAACACUUGUUCUAGGUUGCCGCAAUUCGGAGGAAGCGUACCGCGUCACGGAUAUCAAAGGGAAAAAUCCCCUCUCCCCAUAUCGAAACGAAGUUUCUGAUGCUGAAUUUGCGUACACAAAUCAGGUCUGUCUUGCUGGAGAGGACUGCAGGCAUAUGCCAAGCCUGAGGCCGCGAGAGGUUUUGACGUAGGCGACUAGCAUGACAGAUGUCUAUGCUGUAAGCCCAACAGCAUCACAAACCGCCUGAAUAAUGCGGCGGACUCUCUGGCUUCGCCUUCUUGCAAGACAGACAGGACUUGUGGCCACGAAUCUGCGUCACAAAUCGGCAGCCGGAUGCGUUGUGAAUAUGGGGAGGCGGGAUUUUUCGUCAGAAUAACGGACCUCCGCGAUGAGAUCACGAACUUGGAGCGGCGGAACUUCGAGUUGCGCAUGCAGAAGGAAUAUCAACUGCAAAUACCUUUCUGGGUCUGGAAGAGUGCUAGUUUGUCAUGCUUGUCUGGUAUGACUCGAGAAUCUGUGUUGCAUAGGGACGAAAAGCAGGCCCUCUUACCUGUCAUGCAAAACGUAGUUUGCCAUGCGGAAUACGAAUAAUAGAUACGUAACACAUGGCAGCCAAAAAAUUUGUGAUGCAUAGCUGCGUUUUGCAGUGCCCGUCUAUCAUUCACUUUUAGUAUUACAAGUUUCCAGACCCAGACAUAUUUGCAAUUCAUAAGGAGGCCCUGGAAUCCGAGUGCGUGGACUACUUGGCAAGACUGGAAGUUUCGGAGGAGGAACGUGCGAAAUUCGACGGCAUGCACGAAGACAUCGAAGCCGAAUUUGUGGAAUUGUGGCAGGAGAAGUGCGAGGAUGUGAAGGCCUUGCAGCACGACAAAAGACGGUUGCAGGUUUUCAUUUGGCAUACAAUUUUUUAUUUUUUUGAUUCGUGUCGAAUUGGAAUUACAAUUAGGUGUCGGAAGAAGAAGAAUUGUAGAUCUAGAGCCGCAGUGACAGUAUACGUCGAACCCCUUGCAGCUCGGUAGGCGCUACGGUUGUUGAACGACGGAGUGCGACCUACUUGUGAAGAUGCGUCAACAUGUACACAAUUCUUGCAGUAUGAAGAUGAAACAAAUUUGUGAUGGUGCAAAAAUAAAGCAUGUUUAAAUUCAAAAAAAAACAGGACAAAGUGUUUGCAGCGGAGACCGCCCAGGAGAAGCAGUUGUUAGAACAGAGUCUCUAUCCACUGCAAAUAAUGUGUCCGUGUUUGAAAGACUGGUUCAGAAGUUUGUCAUGCAGACUUUUCUUGCCCCACGAGGAGUGGGAUGCAGGGCAAAGCAUCACAGGUUUUUUUGUACAGGCUUCGCAAAAAUGAUAAAUUACUUCUUUCGCAUGAGAUAUACCGUCUCAGCAUGGCCGAAAAUGGGCAACAUCGAGUGCUGCCCGCGCAGGACAAAUUUUUGUGCGAGGUACGGGGCGCUGCAGCACAAGGUGCAACUUUCCUUGAGACCCAGACUGGUAUAAUUUGCAAUGGAUAGCUUCGAAGCGUCCGAGGACCUCGCGAAACUUCGGGAGCAGUACUCGCUGAAAUUCGACUAUUUGGAGAAGCAGCUGGUAGAAGUCACGGAGGCGAAACAGGAGCUCGAACUCUCCUUGGUCGACGCGAAUAUGCAUCGCAAAAGUAUCGCUCGCUGCAGUAAUUGCAUAAUACUAAUUUGCUCAGCAAAUUGAAUGGCAAAUGGAGUUUUUCAUGCUGAUUCAGUUAAGGAAAGUGAUGAUUCGGUCGUGCAGUGUUUGCAACUAGUACUACGAGUUCGAAGAUACUUGUUUUGCAGAGGAUAGGGAAUAUCAAAAUGAAAAAUCCGCCCUUCCCAUAUUCAAACGGAGAUUUGUGUAGCGUGAUUUGUGAUCACAUCAAAUCAUGGCGUCAUGCUAGAAGGGAAGUAGAGAUGCGGCCUGUAUUGCUUGUUGGCCGCGUGCUGGGAAACCCCUUCCGUUUUCAGGAUGACCGGAAGCAACUGGAAGCAGGAAACAGCAUUACAAAGUUCCUGCAUUCGGGGCCGGAACUGCGUGGCUUGGCCUUCUAGCAAUACAAGUCGAGGACUUGUGGACGCAAAUACACAAAUACAGCAUCACACGUUUCCUUUUUGAUUUUGGGACGGGGGAUUUUUCCUCACAAUAAAGAAAGCAGAGAAACAACUGGCGCAGGACGAAGCACGACAGAAUAAGCUGAUGGCUGAGGAACAGGUUCGUGGACUUUUGGUAGAUUUCCCAUGCCAAACACGACCAAGUAGAGAGCUAGGCAGACCAUUCGCAUUGUGCAUAUAGAAAUUGCAGUUCACAAUUCCAAAAAAUGCAUUAUGCAGGCUGACGAGAAUAUGCAGCUGAAGAACCUUUUGUACGAAGAGCGCGACCGGCGAAUGCAGGUUGUGGAAGAACUGAAGGAAGAAUACAACGCGAUUAUGAAGUCGCGGGCCAGCCAAUACCUGCAGGACAUGGAUGUUUUUUCCAAAAUUCAGGUACAGAUAAAAGAUGUCCACAAAUAAUUUUGGCUCAUGUCAUGCAAAAAAAAGAAAUGUCCAUGAGAAAGAGUACUAGAUGCUGAUGCCUCAAGAUCUUCGUUCCACGACCAUUUCACAUGAUCACGACCAUCUUCGAGGAGCUAGAGCUCGCUGCUGUGAGCCGCUACAAUUUGUUCACAUCAAUGUACGUGAUGUUCUAUUCAGGAUCGGCUGAUGAAGGACUUGACCACCGAGCGGCUCGAAUCCGAUCAAAAAUUGCUGCACAUCACAGACUAUCAAUUGCAAAAGUAUAAUUCUCGUACUAGUACUAAUUGCAAUAGUACAAUAAAGUUUCUCAGCAUGAGGAAGGGAAUGCGGAUUCAUCAGCUUAACAACAAAGAGACUUGUAUUAAUGCAUAAACGCAAUUAGUACUACGAGUGCGAAGAUCAUCCUUUUGCACUGGAUACGGACCGCGUGAAGUUAGAGCAGGAUGUAAUGGAGCAGAAGAAGGAUCAACUGGAGCGGGAGGAAGUCGGAUUAAACAUUGCGGUGCAAACACUGUACUCGUCGCUGCUAAACUUGCUGAAGAAAUACUCGUCCUCCACCGCAACCAUCGCGGGAGGCUUGCUCCUGGCGAAGAAUCUCAGCUCUUCCUCCACUUCCGCGGCUUCCUCCUCCGCGGUGUCUUCCUCGUCUGCGACCACCGACGGCGAGGAAGAGUCCGACUUCGACAUUAGCAAGGAACAGUUUGCGCGAACGUUGUCGGCCCUGACGGAGGACGAUCUGGACGACACCGCGACCGUGAUUGAAAAUCUAUCAAAAGGAAACAUCCGUGCUCCUCCCAUAAUAUUAAAGCGGAACUCUGCGAUGCGGGACCUGUGACUACAGAAAUCAAAUUUGUGUUGCAGUCGAGGACUGCACGCAGAGCGCAAGCGUAGGCUUCAUGGUGUAGGCGCCUAGCAUGGCAGACGUCUGCCCUGCAGGCCUUACAGCAUUACAAAUCGCCUGCGCAAGAACGUGGCGGAAGUGCGCCUUCUUGCAAGACAGAUUACAAAUCUGCUUCACAAAUGCCCAGGCUGAUGCGUUUUCAAUAUGGGGAUGAGGAGGGACUUUUCCUUGCAAUAAAAUCUACGGUCCGUAGUGGUUCCAAGGAUUUCGCAGAUGGUAGAAUAAUUGCACUGUUCCUUCUACUAGCGAACGGUGGUGAACUUUUUUACGGAAACUUUAACUUAACUUGCAGAUUUACGUUGCUGGUCUUUUCGCGGAUGAUUCUUGCAGCAAGAGUAUUUAUUAAAUCGAAAAAAAUAAAACCACGACAGCUCGAGUCCGCCAUCCAAAAGGAAAAUGUCAACACGGAGUUGGUGUGCGCCCGCGCCUGUCUCCAGGAACUGGAGGACGAAAACAGCAGUUUGCAGGACGAUAUGCAUUGCAAAUAUAUGUCUGGGCCUGGGCUGUAGGACGAUGGGUUGGAGUUUGUCAAAUGCUAGAUUUGGGUGACACAAAUACUUAAAAUCUGUUCGUGCGUAAGCAGCAAAAGCUGCCGCCUAUAAGUAAUUGGGCACCUCUCGGAGGAGACGGCAUUUCUCGUGCAGGAUACUACGCAUUCUGCUCCUGGAGCCUUCUCAAAACUUGUGAUGCUGCAGCUCGCAUACGCAUACGCAUGCCAGAAGUUCUAAUCUGUGCGAAAGGGAAACCUCCUGCGCCCUGCAAGACAAACCAAUCAAAUCUUGUUCCAGAGCUGGACGUAUAAUUUGCAAUUUUGAUACACGAGAAUUCCCUGCUCCAGCGGCAGAAUCUGGAGCUUGAUUUGGACAACCGGUCGCUGGAGCGACGAUUGGAACAGCUUUCGACGGGCGAAGACCUCUCCAACUCUUCGGCCAUCACCUCUUUUUCGGACCAAGUCGACGACUACGUGUUUCGCCAGCAAAUGAACGAGUUCAUGCUGCGCAAAGACGACAAAUUGGAGCCCGAGAGGACGAGCAGUAGCAGCACAACUACGCUGACCAGGAUGAAUCCCUACAACAACUCAAGGGGUGGUGGUGGGGCUGCAAGUCGAAGCGGCAACUACACGAUUGGAGCCAGCACCAGGAACUACAUCAACCCGGUCCCAGCGUUCACCACUAGGGCGGCGUCGAAGAACACCAUGACCGCUGCUGGGGUCGAAGAUGGUAGUGGUACUACUGCUUCCAAAACUGCUGGUACCUCGAUUCCGGCGAGCAACAACCCGUUCAGCAAGAACAGGAUUGGCGGUGUGGAAAUCGUGACGAAAAAAACGUCCCCGAAUGACGACGUGUCGACGACUAUCCUCGGUAAAAACGCCCCCUCGACGUCCUCUUCCCCGGCAUCAUUUUGCUUGUUCUUGCGCAUGUGUAGACAAGGUUCGAGUCGCAGCGGAACUGCGUGCGUAGCUAGUGCCCCGCUCUUAUGCUUAUCGCGUCGAUUAGAGCAUGGCAAAAUCUUCCCAGAUCUUCGCACUAGAAAACGUGCCGCAUGUAGUUGGGGCUGCUGCACAUGAUGAGAAGGAACAUUUUAGGGUUCUUCUCGCGGAUUUGCAUGCCAAAGCCAACUAGGGGGUCCUCGUGGGGACUGUUUUGCUCAGGAUGCCGACGCUCGAAGAAGAUGAGUACAGCUACUCGGCGAACGAUUCGAGCUCCUCGUGGGUGGAGAAGAAAUACGAACAAUUUCACCGGAAAAACAACUGGUAUUUUCAGGAAAAAACCCAUAUUAUCCCCAUCCAAUUUGCCAUGCAAAACAUUCAGCAUAGCCUCUAUUUGUCAUGCGAAACGUGGAUGUGAACAAUGGGUUUUUUGCUUUGCAUAUCUGGAUGGACCAACGCUACCACGGGUCGUUAAACAGUCGUGACCAGCACCACAUUGGGGUGUAUUGAGUAGUGUCCUUUACUAGCACUAUGAGCGUAUGUACACACGAAAGUUACUGUGAUUUCAAUUCGAGAAGAUCAUAUUGCGAACGAAUAGAACCGUUUUACUUUACAACAUUAUACUUUCAACAUUUCAACGUGUGCUUUAAUGCUUUAUUUGACCGCGAUUCAUCAUAGUUGAAGCGUGUCGCAGUCACAGUUACACCUUUAUUUCCAUGAUGCCAAUCUGCAGCUACAACGAACACCGUGCAUGUAGCUCGGGCAGGUUGUCAUGCAACGCAGCUAGCGAGAGUAUUUUUUUUGGUCUUUCAAGCCGACUUCGAGAUCGACAAGUUCGAGCAUAUUACCGAUAAAAGAAAGUCAAAAACGAACAAGUAUCUAGUACACAAGCUGCACUUCCAAAUAUCUAGAAGUUGUGCACUUAUUUCAGGUGUACUUCUUGACCUCGACAGUAUGAUCUAAACAUCAAGAGUUGUCGUGAAAAAAAUAUGUAGAAAUUCGCCAUUUUUUAUACGAAAAGCAUUUGGAGAAUUCAAUACGAAUGACCAUUUUAUGCAAUACCAUAGAGAUAGAGACCCAGACCUCACUUCCGCUAUAAUCACUCGCAGGAGUUGAUGCGGAAAUGAAAAUGUACGGACGUCGUCGAUGAUUAUUUUUUUGGUUAUACAACACGACGGAGACGGACUCAGCAACGAGAAGGAGGAAGGGGACACAUAGCGACCGCACGGCGCUGGGUCGG